This is a messenger RNA of Rhipicephalus sanguineus (brown dog tick), 835 nucleotides long. RefSeq names its product F-box/LRR-repeat protein 20. The transcript has a single exon. NCBI's taxonomy places the organism in Eukaryota, Metazoa, Arthropoda, Arachnida, Ixodida, Ixodidae. The coding region runs from base 220 to 807 and encodes 195 amino acids. The record is from RefSeq and is a predicted model, not a curated record. Gene Ontology annotation, biological process: SCF-dependent proteasomal ubiquitin-dependent protein catabolic process. Gene Ontology annotation, cellular component: SCF ubiquitin ligase complex. Gene Ontology annotation, molecular function: protein binding.
CGGCGCACACCUCUAACUCUGCGUACGGCAUACUUUUGAAUUUACAGUACACGCCAGGAAGCACGUGACAAUUUAUUUACGUCGCAGUCGGUUCUUUGAUCUCUGGCUGUCUUGUAAGUUACAACAUCGUCAGUUCUUAUUUAGACUCACGCGCUGCGAAGGGCUCGACCACGGAGUCGUGGCGCAGUGCUCAUGUACCCUUGGUGAGGUGAAAACACGAUGAACCGCAGUUAUGUGGGAUCGGACAGCAACCGCAUCGAGUUCGAGGAUUUGCCGUUCGAGCUUCAGCUGCUGGUGUUUUCUUACUUGACGCAUUGCGAGUUGACUGUCGCAGCACGCGUGUCCAACUCUUUUCGGCGACUCGCGUACGAUCCAUCGCUGUGGAAGCGCGUCCAGGUGGACUGCAGUGAUUGCGACGCGACCAGCUUCGGGGCGCUCCUCGAUCGGGCGCCGCUUCUCGAGGAUCUGACGAUGCGCGCAUCGCCGCACGUGCUCGAACUGGCGGCGCGCUCGUUCGCGGUGCGCAGGCUGCGGCUGCUGGACGUCGGCUUCUCGGUGGGCGUCAACUGUGCUGCCGUUGCGGCGCUCGUGGACGCGUGCACCGAGCUUUCGCACCUGAACGUCGAAGGCUGCAAGGCCAUGGACGAUGCGGCCGUUACGGCGCUCUGCCGGCUACCGUACUUCCUGAGCCUCAACAUCUCGCACUGCGGCUUGGUCACCGACGAGGGCAUCGUUGCCCUGGCGCGUGGCUGCCCGCACCUCAGGUUCCUCAAUGCCGACGGCAUCCCCAGAAUAACAGACAGGUAGGCGUUUUUGUGCUGCAAGGUGAAAGCAA